Messenger RNA from Uncinocarpus reesii 1704, 1059 nucleotides. Its product is annotated as proteasome subunit beta type 4. NCBI's taxonomy places the organism in Eukaryota, Fungi, Ascomycota, Eurotiomycetes, Onygenales, Onygenaceae. The record is from RefSeq and is a predicted model, not a curated record. The coding region runs from base 1 to 1059 and encodes 352 amino acids. Gene Ontology annotation, biological process: regulation of DNA-templated transcription. The transcript is spliced from 4 exons. Gene Ontology annotation, cellular component: proteasome core complex; nucleus.
AUGGGGCCAUUCCAACCACCCGAGCAAUUUUAUUCUAAAGAGGAAACUGCCAGUUUACCACACAAAUCAUCUUUACCGAGCUCGCAGCGUUCAUUGAUCCGAGAUAUGACGCUUCCCCCAUAUCCGAACCUCGAUAUUCCACCGUCUCCGCCAGGAUCUCCUUCUCCCAGCUCCAAUCAGAAAUUCACCCAUUUUCUAUCUCUUAAGAAACAGGGUAUCCAUUUCAACGAAAAGCUUGCCUCCUCUUCAUCUCUCAAAAACCCAAGCCUCUUUUCCAGCUUAAGGAAACAUGCAGGUCUCGAGGAAAGGUCUCAAUAUGCAACAUCCCUUGACCUAGGUACAUGGGACGUCAGCGGUCUCCCGGAAUGGGGAUAUAAAGAAGAGUUACAAAAGGUUCAGCAGGAAAUUCGUUCCAAGAUUAAAGACGACCAACAAUCCGCGCCAAGGGAGGGUAUCGACUUUGUGCAAGCAUCUAAACAGACAAAUCGUAGUGAGAGCCCAGGAUCUAGAACAGUGAAUCCCCAUGCUGUAGAACGGGGAACACCACGAGACGAUGUUUAUGGUCCAUAUGAUCAUUCGUAUCUUCAGAGCAAUGGGCCCCAGACCCGUACACAAGCCCCGACGGUGACUGGAACCUCGGUUCUCGCGGUCAAGUUUAACGGAGGAGUUGCGAUUGCCGCAGACAAUCUCGCCUCCUACGGCUCUCUAGCCAGGUUCCAGGAUGUGAAACGUCUCCGCACUUUCGACAACUCAUCUGUUGUCGGUUUCGGCGGUGAUGUUUCCGAUAUGCAAUAUAUCGAUCGCAUCUUAAAUUCCCUUGACAUCAGAGAAAACUAUUCCUCGUACGGGCAACAUACACUAAAUGCGAAAAACCUACACACCUACCUCUCGAAGAUGUUCUACAAACGCCGAUCCGAUUUUAACCCUCUGUGGAAUCACAUCUUACUCGGCCGAUUUGCUUGGUACUACAUUCUCAGCUCCCUGGUUGGCAACCGGGUUCGGUGCCCAUCUGGCCUUGCCAGUCUUGCGGAGAUUAUUCCCAGAGGACAUACCAAUUGA